AUGCUGGAGGCUGGGCGGGAAGAGGUUGGGGCAAAGCGGUCUCUCUGCCUUUUAGUCAUCUCUUUUAAGUACUCUAUUCUUUCAUCACCCCACCCCGCACAAGCAGGCAUGGUGGUGUAUGAGUAUGAGAUCCGCAUAGGGUGGGGCAAGGCCGUCUCGCUGCCUGCCUCGGCUCUCCCGGCGCCUCCCCCUGGCCAGAUGGCAGUUCGCCCCAAGGAGCUGCCGCCCAACUCAGGAGAGGCUGUUGCUGCCAACAGCGCUGUUAUUGCUAACAGUGCUGACCCGCUUGCUGCUGCUGCCGCCGCUGCUGCUGCUGCUGCGGCUGCGAUCAACAUGGCGAGCUUGGGAGCGGAGAACGCAGAAGUGGUAAGUGUUCUGGGGAGGCUGUUGGCUAAUAGUGCUGACCCGCUUGCUGCUGCUGCCGCUGCUGCUGCUGCUGCUGCCGCCGCUGCUGCUGCUGCUGCUGCUGCUGCGAUCAACAUGGCUAGCUUGGGAGCAGAGAAUGCGGAAGUGGUCAUCACGCCGAACGUGCCAGACAUCAAGAUAGUCCCGCCCAAGGAUCCACAUCAGCGCCACGUCAUCGAUACGCUGGCGCUGUAUGUGCUGGACGACGGGUGCAUGUUGGAGCAGGCCAUCAUGGAGCGCGGCCGCGGCAACCCGCUCUUCUCCUUCCUCUUUGACCUCGGCUCGCCCGACCACACUUAUUAUGUGUGGCGAGUCUUCUCUUUUGCACAGCAUAGGGGGCGCACUGGCGCUGUAUGUGCUGUACGGGCUGGGGGGGAUGGGUGCAUGUUGGAGCAGGCCAUCAUGGAGUGCGGCCGCGGCAACCCGCUCUUCUCCUUCCUCUUUGACCUCGGCUCGCCCGACCACACCUACUACGUCUGGUGCGUCUUCUCCUUUGCCCAGGUGAGCUACUCGCUCUCUAUCCCUCUUGCGGGUAUGUGUUAUGUGGUGCUUCUCUCCCCUGAGCGGCUGGAGCGCCAUGAGCUGCAGCCUGCAGCUGCACGGGGCAACCCGCUCUUCUCCUUCCUCUUCGACCUUGGCUCGCCAGAUCAUACCUACUAUGAGUGGCGCGUCUUCUCUUUCGCGCAGGGAGACACCCUACAGCGGUGGCGCACGGAUCCCUACAUCAUGAUAUCAGGCAGCGGCAGGUGGAUUCCGCCCCCUCUGCCCAAGACAGACGAGCUCGUGGGCCCCACAAUUCUGGACAAGGACAAGGGCGGAUCAACCUACGCUGCAGGGAAACCAAAGCUUGUGGGCCCCACAAUUCUGGACAAGGACAAGGGCGGGUCCACCUACGCUGCAGGGAAACCUAAGGUACGUUUGACGGAUGAGCUCAUGGGGGCCACUAUACUGGACAAGGACAAGGGCGGGUCCAUCCACCUACGCUGCAGGGAAGCCAAAGGAGCAUUCCCUGAUGGAGAAGCAGAGGGACAGGAGCAUUCCCUAACGGAGAAGCAGCGGGACAAGUUUGAGGACUUUCUGAGGCGACUCUUGCUGGAGAGGGAGGACAUGUGCAACACCAUGGCCUUUGCUCUCGACCACGCAAAAGCAAGCUUCCGAUGUGGGGGAGGUGCUCAUGGAGAGCACUCCCUAACGGAGAAGCAGCGGGACAAGUUUGAGGACUUUCUGAGGCGACUCUUGCUGGAGAGGGAUGACAUCUGCAACACCAUGGCCUUUGCUCUCGACCACGCAGAAGCAACCUUUCGAUGUGGUGGAGGUGCUCAUAGAGAGCACUCCCUAACGGAGAAGCAGCGGGACAAGUUUGAGGACUUGCUGAGGCGUCUCUCUCUCGAGAGGGAGGACAUUUGCAAUGCCAUGGCGUUUGCUCUCGACCACGCAGAAGCAGCCACAGACAUAGUCGAAGUGCUUAUCGAGUCCCUCACGCUGCUCGAAACGCCCAUCCCCCUUAAAGUCGCGCGCCUGAUGCUUGUAUCGGAUAUCCUCCACAAUUCAUCUGCGCCGGUCCGGAACGCAUCAGCCUACCGGACCGCUUUCCAGGGGUAUUUACCCGACGUGAUGGAGAGUUUUAACGACUGUUUGAAUGCCGUUUCGGGCAGGAUGACCGCGGAAGCUCUGAAGGACCGGGUCCUGAAGGUGAUUCAGGUGUGGGCGGAUUGGUUUUUGUUCUCCGAAGCGUAUUUGAAUGGGCUUAGAAUGACGUUUCUGAGGGCGGUUGGGACGGCUGUGCCGCCGUUUCACACUCUGCCCGAGGAUGAAGAGGAGGAGGAGGAGCAAGGCGGGGCUGGGAAUAGGGCUGGUGGGUCAAAGGAUGCAAAUAAUAGCGCUGCUGCUGCUGGUUCUGGUGCCGGUGGUGCGGACAGUGUUGGUGGUGGUGGUGACACUGCUGCUGCUUCUGCGGAAGGAUCAGCAGCAUCAGCAGCAGAGGGAGACUCAGCAGCAGCAGAGGCUUCUGUGCCGGUCUCUCCAGAGGAGGCAGCCCGAAAGGAGCUUCUCGCACUCCCAUUGGUGGAGCUCAAGCGUCGCUGCAAGCACAACGGCUUAUCAACCCGAGGGGGAGUGCCUAUCAUGGUGGCUCGGCUGCUUUCGUUGGAUGCGGCUGAACAGGCAAAGAAGGCUGCCGAAGCUGAGGCAGCUGCUGCGGCUGCUGCUGCGGCCGAAGCUGCAGCAGAGGCUCGGAGGGCGAGCAUCGCGAAGCGAAUGGAAGGGAGUGUGGGGUGGUCGGGAUGGGUUGAGGUGAAGAAGGAGGAGAAGGAAGGGAGCAAGGGCGAUGCGGGUGGGGAGGGGGGUAAGGCUGGUGCUGCUGGUGAUAGUGGUGGUGCUGCAUUGCCAAAGAAGUUUGUCCUGCCUACACCGGAGCUGAAAGCCUUUGGAUCGAAAUUGGAGAAAUUGGAGAAGCUGGGUCCGCUUCUCAAGUCGGUUAAGCUUAAGUUGGAAAAGAAAGCGGUCGGUUUGCCCCAGUCAAAGUGGAAUAAGGAUGAUGAGGAUGAGGAUGAGGAGGGGGGAGGAAAGGGAGAGGAUGAAGAGGGGAAUGAGGAGGGGGAUGAUGACGAGAGGGGAGGGAGGAAGGGGAAGAAGACGAGGGAAUCGGUAGGUGGGAGUGAUGCUGCGGAUGGUUCUCAUUCCGCUGGUGCUGCGGCUCCGUCCCCCUUUAAAGCUGCCUCGAUUGUCUCAUACAACUCGUCAGACGAAGAAGAAGGCUCACCACCCCGGCGCACCUCUGCCGCCCACCGAUACUCUGUCUCUUCUGGGGGAGGCGGUAUCCAGGGUAACUGGCAGAUGCACUUUCAAGACCAGCAGGAGGAGGAGGAGAGGAGGGCAAAGCAGAGGAAACUAGAGCUAGCAGUUUUGGAAUUUAGGGAUGCUUUAGAGGCUCAGCAUUUCAAGGCGUUUGAGGUGGAAGUGAAAGUUGCGGCGCACAGGAAGAAGCUUGAAGAGGAAAUGGCUGCUGGCACGUGGCCGCCCAUGAUUGGGCGGUUGGCGUCGAGCGGGCGGCAAGCGUCGGCUGCAUAUGGCGCACCCCUUGGGACUCCAGGGAGAAGGGAGGAGGUGGGGGUGGCAGCAGCAGGGGGGGAGGAAAGAGAUGAGGGGAGUGAAGGGAGCAAAAGGCAUGUGGUCUCUUCUGAGCAGCAGGAGCAGCAGGGAAGUAAGCACAAACGUGGACGCAACAGGAGCAGGAGCAGAAGCAGGAGUAGAAGCAGGGAGCGGGAGCGGGAAAAGGAGAGGGAGAGGGAACGAGCGAGAGAUCGUGAGAGAGGGAGGGCGAAGGAGAAGGAAAGAGAGGAGAGGGAGAAGAGUGGGGAAGGGCGGGACUCAGGUAGUGAUGAGGGUGAUAAGUCUCAGGAUAGGGAGAUGGGGAAGGGGAGGGAGGAGAGGAGUAGGAAGGAUAAGGACAGGGAGAGGGAACGGGAGAAGGAUAGGAAAAGGGGUAGGGAGAAGGAAAGGGAAAGAGAUCGGGAUUUGAAGGAAACGGAUUGUGAGGAUAGGGAUGAUGAGAAAGGUGGUGAGAGGCAUAAGGACAGAGGUAAGGAGAGAGAGAGGGACAGGGACAGGGAGAGGGAGAGGGAGAGUGGUAAGGAUAGAGAAAGAGAGAGGGAUAGGGAUAGGGAGAGGGGGAAGGAUCGGGAGGAGCGGGAGAGAAGUAGAGAUGGGGAGAAAGGGAGGGACAAGGAACGGCAAGGAGACCGCGACAGGCACCGAGAUAGUCAUAGGGAUAAAGACAGGGAGAGAGAAAGGGAGCGAGAUCGGGAGAGUGCGAAGGACAGGGAGCGUGAAAGAGAGAGGGAGCGUGGGAAGGAUCGUGGGAGGCUGAGGGAGAGAGAUGAGGACGACAGGGAGAGGGAGACAGAGAAGAGGAGCCGGAGGUGA
Molecule: messenger RNA, 4329 nt
Organism: Closterium sp. NIES-65
Lineage: Eukaryota; Viridiplantae; Streptophyta; Zygnematophyceae; Desmidiales; Closteriaceae
Source: the annotation of a GenBank genome assembly